Molecule: messenger RNA, 6200 nt
Organism: Amyelois transitella
Lineage: Eukaryota; Metazoa; Arthropoda; Insecta; Lepidoptera; Pyralidae
Product: dual specificity protein phosphatase 22
Exons: 9
Coding region: 566-1579 (337 amino acids)
Biological process (GO): protein dephosphorylation
Cellular component (GO): cytosol
Molecular function (GO): protein tyrosine/serine/threonine phosphatase activity
Source: RefSeq, a predicted model, not a curated record
GAUAGAUUCUCUAGCACCAGGAUGUGAACAAUCGACUAAUUAGAAAACGCAUACAACCCAUCCAAUAAGUUUGAGAUUCUUAUUAACAACAAUUUGAAUUUGUUUAAAAAUAGUAUCGAUAAACGAUCUCCUACAUCACUAGUUGAUUUUAUAGACGCAAUGACGCCGGUAGUGGCGCGCGGCGGGCCGGGCUCGCUCCACGCGUGUCAGUCUGCCUGAACUCCGCAUACCAACCACACUAUCUCUCUUGAAAGAAAAACGAUCGAUAUACCAACACUAAUAAUUAUCACGUCUUUACACCUCUUUCCCGAUACUACCCGCGAGAAAAUCUGUAAUGAUAAAAAAUCUUUAUCAAGUGUUGCAAAUCAUCAUCGAUAAAGUCGCGUGGCACGACGGCAUCAACAAUGUAGCCAUAGUGAUUCGAUCGUGUUGACACUCUGACAGUAAUAUGGACGAAAAUGCCGAUUUUGCUAAAAAAAUAUGAUAAACGUUGAGUGUUGUUGUUGUUAAAUUGUUGUCGACAAUAAUUCUACUGGUUAUUCAAAGUUUUGUAUUAGUUGUCAUCAUGGGGAAUGGAAUGAACAAGGUCCUACAAGGGCUGUAUGUGGGCAACUACAGGGACUCUAAAGACCCGGUGCAGCUGGACAAGUACAAAAUCACUCACAUCCUGUCCAUACACGACGCGGCCCGACGGCUACAUUCUGAUAAACACUACUUAUGCAUAAUGGCGUCCGACUCCCCAGACCAGAAUUUGACCCAGUACUUCAGUCUCUGCAAUGACUUUAUACACGCCGCCAGACUACGGGAUGGGAACGUCCUUAUACAUUGCUUGGCCGGCAUGUCGCGCAGCGUGACUGUAGCAGUCGCGUACAUCAUGUCGGUGACACCCCUGACGUGGCGGGAGGCGUUGAAGGUGGUACGAGCGGGCCGCGCUGUCGCCAACCCUAACUUCGGCUUCCAAAGACAAUUGCAGGACUUUGAAGCCUAUAAACUUGUUGAGGAAAGAAGAAGAUUAAAGGAGCGGUACCCGUCCUUGGCUUUGGCGGACCGAGACCUGUCGGAAUGCAAGGUCAUGCUGGACUCGUAUCAGACCAUGCUCAGUGAGAGGACGAUAUGCGAGGGAAAAUGCACCAUGGGGAGGCAGUGCCCCACAGGCGUCUGCAGAACAGGGUCGAAGCGCCAACCACGGCCGCGCAAACCUUCUGUUCCUAACGCUGGCGUCGAACCCAAUGUCGGGGGAUUGAGAAGAUCUCCUUCCACUCUGUCCACCACCUCCACUGCGUCAGGGUACAGGCCUCGGUCCUCACCCGCGGGGCUGUACAGUUAUACAGGGGCUCCGUCGCGGCCGACCCGUUCAGCAUCAGGUCUGAGCAUGACCCGGGUGAUGGACCCGGUCGGCGGAGGCUCCGCCAUGGCGGUCGGCGGCACGGAGUUCUCCCGCCGCCGCGCCGCCUCCGCGCCCGCCACCCCCGCGCUCUCCCCCGCUUCCUCGCCGCCCGGCUCGCCACAUAGGGCUCAGCACAGGGGUGGCUGCUCCUGGAUUAUACCCUCAGUGACCUGGGACCCGGAUUCCGUGUAGUGUCAACCCUGAAGACAAUACCGCAGAAAUAAAUAACACUUGCAUUAUGGCUCAAGUUCCUAUAAUCACCCUCAUUUCAAGAUCACGCGCCGCUCAACGAUGUUCGUAGCAGGCGAGCUCUCGGCGUCCAUCCGCUAUCCGCCCAAUGUCGCCCGCGCACAAACUUGAACGUUGAAAGGUUAUAAAGGUUUAUAUGAACACACCUUUAUGUUCUGAUUGGGCAAGCUCUUUAUAAGAUGGAUGUAGAUGCCGUUGUGACAUCUUUUAGACUACACAAGGUCAGUGUUGGAUGAUAAAGUUUUGAUGGAAUAUAUGAUAUAAACACACCUUUAUGGUACUCGUAUCAAUUGGCUCGGUCCUUACAAAAUGGAUGUUAAUUGAAUGAUGCUAUGCGCUUCGAACUGCGAAAUAUUCUAUACAAAAUGCAUAUAAACUUAGCGUUGAACGAAACGUUCUAAAGGAGAACAAAUCUUUGUUUUGAAUGAGAUCUUUAGGAAAUGUCGGAAGACGAUGCGCUUUAUAUUGUAAAUCUUCUAUACAAAGUGGAAUUUUAGCCGAUAUGUAUUCGGCAUAGAUUGUUAUUGUAUUGAGAAUAAAUUGAAAAAUACGGACAAUUUUAAAGUUAUUUUAACGUUGUCGAAAACGAAAAUUGGUCGUGCGCAUAAACUAGGUAUUAUGCAUUUCUAAAUUAUAAAAUUAUUUGUAAGCGCACAUUUCUAUUGUUUUGACUAGUUGCAAUAUUGAAGUCGGUUUUUCGAUGAUGAAUACAAAAUUUUAAAAAAAAAGUGCAGUUUUUACAACAUCAUUGGGAAUAUGCUGCAGUUGUAUGGAUAACAUUCUCAUUUUAUUACGUCAUGUGACUGACGUAAGUAACAUCGAAACGAGUUCAAAAUCAAAUACUUUCGUUUCCUGAAGCCAUUACGCGCUUGACAUUUCGCUCUGCUUGGCCCGCAAUGUGUCAUUUUUGAUGGCGUCACAUGUCAAGCAAGGAUACGGAUAUAAUAUAAAUAAGUAGCACCGCUCAUCAACGAAAAUGCUAGUCUCAUUUCUCCAUAUCUGUAAUUUUACAGUGGCUGUGGGCUACGAUUAGGGUUAAUAUAGUUGUUUAUGAAUGUGAGUGAAGCGAAAGAAGUAUGCAGGAACAGCGGCAAGUGGAAAUAUGAAGUCUCUGCCUGCUCGUCCUGGAAAGAGCCGUGAUUUUAUGUACGAGUAUGUAGUUGUUAAAAAACAAAAUAAUGAUUGAAUAACGGCUGUUUUACCUUGAUGGAAAUAUAAAAACUUAUUUUCUGAAAGUACAAAUACCUACAUAAUUAUUUAUUUUGGUACGUCAAAAUACGAACUAUUGAAAAUUCGGGUACUUAAAUAUAAAAAAUAUAUUUUAUUACUGGUCGGAAACAUAUCGAACAUUAAGUAAAACAAUGUAUCAAUUAGUUUUUAUAUUUCCGAACAAGUUGCAUUAAGUAAUUAUUAUAUAAAGUAUUUAUAAAUACGUAUAAACAUUAUAAAUAUUACCGAGAAAAUGUCUUAUUGUUGAAUUCAAUUAAUAUUAAAAUCAAGUUAUGGAAGCAAAAGUACAACGUGCAAAGUAUCUAAAUAAAUGGAGAUAAUUUAUAAAAGGAAAUAUUUAUUUAUAAGGUACGACGGCAAAAGUUAGAAUUGUAAGGAAUGAUAUAAAAUUCUAAAGUCUGGCUGGUACAGAUUACUUAGUCUUUAAGGUUUCUACUCUCCAAUAAUGUAGCUGUAUUUUCGGCGUCACUCAGUACAACAAUAAGGUAGGUUUGUCUCGUGUCAAUCAAAUAGUGAACAUUGAAUUUUAGAAAUAUCCCAUGUAGUAAUGAAACCUUGAUCAUUAAGCACCGUAAGUUUUGGCUGUGCUUUUUUGAUAAAAUGUAAUAAAAACAUUUUUAAUCAGAUAAUUCACCACACCCAAUCUUAACCCACAUGAUAAGUAAAAUUAUCAAUAGAACAAUUCGUAUUUUAAUCAUCUAUUAUCCAAAUAUUUUGUAUUGUGCUUUCAUCUCAAGCUUGAAUAAGUAUUUAGAAAAUACGUGAACGCUUGGUUACUCAUUCUUAAAAGCUUUUGAAUAGAGCAAAAACAGCUCUUUUAUAUCGGAUGGUGGGUACAAUCAGGGGCAGAUAAAGCUAACCUCUUCGCCAUAUUAAGUGGUCAGUCAAGGUUAAUCUGCUCCCGAAAGUACAUACAUUUGUUGGCAGAAUGAGGGCUGGUCCCCAUAUUUACAUGGCUGUCCAUGUAAUGCCUUAUCGUUAGCGUUUCGAGACGGUUCUGAACAUUAUAUUGUUCCAAUUAUCGCGUAGAUGAUCUAGCUUUGUAGUUAAACCUAUGAACUCACUAGCGGCGAACCUAAACCUUUAUUUGGCACGUAAAGUCAACUAUUCAUUCACCUGCUUAUACAUUUUGUCAUUUGAUACCCUCAUACGUAUGUAAGAACUUCGUGCAGACGCAAGUAAGACGUCUAAGAAAGUAACUUGUUUUCUCUUUCAUCUCUGUGCCGUAUCUUCUAUCUUUGUCUUUGGCUAGCGACAAUCAAAAGACGCUUAUGACCUAAAGCUAUUUGCAUAAAUACAGCUAAAAGGAAAACGCAUUUUUGCUCAAAUUGAAAACAAAAUCCGUUCCUAACACCGCACAAUUUUUUUUAGGCUGCACUUGUAAUUAUGACAUUCAUGUGCUCACUUCAUUCUAGCUAUAUUGACUUCACAAGUCUAGGGUUGAACUAUGUUGUGAAAUUUUGCAUAUCUUUCUCUUUUUCACUUUUACGAGGCUUAGCCUGUUAGAAAUUGUGAUUUAGAUGCCUUUAGCACGGUGGCAUUUGUAGCAAUUAGUGGAUAUCAGUAGGUUGUUGGGAUGAGAUGUAGAAGCUUGAAAAAAAAAUAUUAAAAAUUGAAGUACUUUAAAUUAAUAUACAUUUAAAGUACUUAAAAGUAUAUAGGUACUAUCCCUGGGACUUAGCUCCGUGGAUAUUUCCAAAAAACAUUCUUAAACUGAUCUUUAUAGGAUGUGAAAAUGAUAUGAAUAACAUGUUUAAAAUACUAAAAAACUAACAGCUCCGCUUUGUGAAAGUUCAAACAAAGCAUAAUGCGAUAUGAUUCAAGACUGCAAGUCAUCCCAACAAGUCUAAAUUAAUUUCCAAUAUAAUUAUAUAAGACGCUGCCACUGUAGCUUUGUUAUGAAAAUCUCUAUAAUUAAGUAUUAUCUAAGUAUGUACAUAUAAAACAUUAUUUUCUACAUCUGAUAAAAUGUCUUCGCGAUCUACAACAUAAAUAACGGUAGGUACAUCAUUUCUCUUAGUUCAUCAAUUGUUCCUCGUUGUAUUUAUAAUAUCUGCAAUCGUAGCAAAACUAUUUCUGUUUCGGUUUAUUUUAUGACGCGAAACGGGACAGCGAUAGUUUUUUGCACAAACGGCGUCGGCGCCAUGCUACGGGGGCAGAAUAAUACAAACGAAAAUAUUUUAAUGUAAGUUAACAUUUGAGAAAAUAUUAUCUUUGUCAUGAAAUUAAAAUUUCUUACCCUAAAGUAUGGUAUAAAUUUACUUAGUAAGUACCUACUAAGUGAACCCUUUUUUUUUAAUAUUCAUUUUAAAUGGUUAGAAAAUGCAUCUUGCCAAUCAAGUAUGUAACAUAACUUACUUAUGAUGUAGUUUGUGAAGACUUUUGAAAGUACUAAUAAACUAUCGUAGUUACAACAUGAAUGAUUUUAAUUUUUCGAAAAGUUUUAAAAUGUAAUUUUUUUGCAUAACCGAAUUCGAAAAUGUAUCAAACACUUUUCCAUCUCAGUAAUGACAAUAUUUUAUGAAAUGUUUAAUAAAAGCACUAUUUUGUCAAAAUGUUAUUUUUUGUUAGACAUGAAAAAAAUAUUUUAGAUUACUUAUCUACAGGUGAACAUUUUACGAAACGAAAUGAUAUUAUAUAUAAGAUCACAUUUUAAUGUUCUUAAAAUAUAUAUAUGGAAAUAUUCAUAAAAAAAACCAUUGAUAUCGAAAACAAACGAGGUACAAUUAUGUUUACAUACCUCGUGUAGAUACGAGGCCUGUUCACUUAUAUUCCUUCUUAAUUAAAAUCCGGAUAUUUUGUUUUCUAAACGUUUAUGUUCUGGAUUUUUUCAUUAUGUUUAUGUCAAUUUGAUUUUAUACAGAACAUGUAAAAAAAAUUGUAAGUUGACUUUAUCUCCCGAAUACUCCGUAGAAAUCAGUAAACAAAAACUUUAAUAUUAGGGAAAAGUCUUGGGUCUUUUCUAGAGCAUUUUUUGGAACGUCAUUGUCAAUUUGUAAUCAGUUAACAUUCAGAGACUAUUAGUUCUAUAAUGAUAUAAAAUUGUUUAAGAUCGCCCGGGAAUCGGUAGUUUUCUUAAAACCUUUUUGAUUUGCACUAUGAAGGAUUAUUUGAUAUUUACUCACCUACUUAUUGUAUUUUGUUAUUAUUAUUGUUUAUCCUGAAAUAUGUUUGGACAAUUUACUGUACUUUAUUACACUUUCCUACAUUUGUUCGUUCAAAUUAAAGCUUCUGAUUUGUAUUAUAGUGUUAAAUCAUAAUGUUAACGUUUGAAACCGAUAACGACGAAGCAAUAAUGCAAACUUUGUGAUCUAUAGACAUUUGGAAGUCAAAA